AUGGUAUGGUUAGCUUUCAAGGACAGAUUAUCAACAGGCACUAGAAAAAGAGAAUGGAGAAUGGAGCAAUGCUGUGUCUACUGCAGAGAGAAGGAUGAAAGCAAAGAUCAUUUGUUCUUCGCUUGCCCAUAUACCUUCACAGUUUGGAUGAAUGUUGCAGAGAAAUUACUGGGUCCAGCGAUAACACCGGACUGGGAAGAUACAGUCACCUCCCUGUUACGCCAGAACAGGAACAAACUCGAUACUUUACUACUCCGCUUAGUUUUCCAGACAGCCAUUUAUAUGCUGUUGAAGGAGAAGAACUCAAGACGGCAUGGAGGUGUGUGCGCACCUGUGGAUACAACUACUAAGGCCAUUGGGAAUAUGGUCAAGAAGCGUAUCUCAUCUUUGAAGUAUAUGGGAAACCAUAAGCGGAGAGGACUACUUGUGAGAUGGUUUACUGUCUACACAUUUUAG
This is a messenger RNA of Brassica napus (rape), 456 nucleotides long. RefSeq lists its product as uncharacterized. The record is from RefSeq and is a predicted model, not a curated record. Lineage: Eukaryota; Viridiplantae; Streptophyta; Magnoliopsida; Brassicales; Brassicaceae. Bases 1 to 456 code for a protein of 151 amino acids. The transcript has a single exon.